AUGCAGACAGCCAUGGAGACCACCAAUGGCCACGAUAAAAAGGACAAGAAGGAGAAGAAAGAGAAGAAGGAGAAAAAGGAAAAGAAGGAGAAAACGGAGGCGGCUGAAACUGGCGACGCUGCUCAGAAGGAGAAGAAGGAUAAGGCUGAGGGCAAGCAGAAGAAAGAGAAGAAGGAUAAAAAGGAUAAGAAGGAAAAGAAAGACAAGAAGGACAAAGCCAACAAAGAGCCGAAGGAGAAGAAGGACAAAAAAGACAAGAAAGAAAAGAAGGAACGAAAGGAGAAGAGGAAGCUGCGAAAGGAGCAGAAGCUCAAGCAGCUGGCUGAUCAACGGAAGAAGGCUCACAAGAUCGGCUUGAAAGGCACGAAGAUGCUGGCAUCCAAGAAGCGGAAAGCGCCAGCACAAUCACAGCCAGAACUGAAGGUCCUUAUGAAGACUGAAGACGACUACGAGCCAGUGAACCGCUGGUGGGAAAGGGAGGAUGGCGCAGAAAGCGGCAAGCGCGGUGCGAAGAAGUGGGACACCUUUGAGCACCAUGGUCUGCUUUUUGCACCAGACUACGAACCCCACCGGGUCCCUUUGAUCUACGACGGGGAGCGCGUGGAGCUGCCCCCUGAAGCUGAAGAGAUCGCCUACUACUGGACGUCGGUCAGGGGGACGCCGUACGAGACCAAGGACAUUUUCAUCAAGAACUUCUGGAAGACAUUCAAAGAAGUCUUGCCGAAAGGCUCCAAGAUCAAGGACUUCAAGAAGUGCGACUUCUCGCUGAUGGCGGAUUACCGGGAAGCAGAAAGGCAAAAGCGGCUGAACCGAACCAAGGAAGAGAAGGAAGCGGAGAAGGCCAAGAAUGCGAAGGAGACUGAAUGGUUCAGCUAUGCCAUUGUCAACGGCGUGCGCGAGAAGUUGGGCAACUACAAGCUUGAGCCGCCGCAGCUCUUCCGCGGCCGCGGUGAGCAUCCGAAACAAGGCCUGCUGAAGAAGCGGACGUUCCCGGAGAGCGUCACGCUCAACAUCGGGGAGACGGCAUGUGUACCCAAGGUGGUCGGGAUGCCUGGCCACGCCUGGAGGGACGUCGUGCACGAGAAUACCGUCCAGUGGAUCGCCAAUUUUGAGGACGGCCUUCUGACCGAAGCAAAGUACGUCAGUUUCGCAGCUACUAGCGGCUUGAAGGGGCAGCCGGAUAUGCUGAAGUACGAUCGUGCCAAGCGCUUGGUGAGAAUCAUCGGCAGCAUCCGCACCUCCUAUGAGAAGAUGUGGACGAGCAGGAACGUUGCAGAUCGGCAGAAGGCCACGGCGACCUACUUCAUCGACAAGCUCGCACUGCGAGUUGGCGGUGAGAAGGAUACAGAGGAGGAGGCCGAUACUGUGGGCUGCUGCUCUCUGCGCGUAGAGCACCUGAAGCUUACGCCGCCGCACACCGUCCACCUCGACUUCCUGGGUAAGGAUUCCAUCCGUUACACGAACAGCGUCGAAGUGGCCAAGCAGGUCUUCGACAAUGUUCAAGGCUUCAUCAAGGGCAAGAAGCAAGAGGAUCAGGUCUUCGACAAGAUCUCGCCCGCAGAUCUGAACGAAUACUUUAAGAACUUCAUGGAAGAUCUCUCUGCGAAAGUCUUCCGUACCUACAACGCCUCGUACACGCUGCAGGAUGAGCUGAACAAGUUCGACGUGUCCAAGAGGUUGCACAAGCACAAGACGCACCUGGGCAAUUCUGAGACCAUGGACACCAAAGAAGCCAACAAGACCGUCUCCUUGGGGACCUCAAAGGUCAACUACAUGGAUCCCAGGCUCGGCCGACUCGGUGAGUACCGACAGGAGUUUGUCAUGACAGCAGGGGCCCGUCACAGGGCUAAUCAAGGCCCUCCUCUCCAGAUACGUUCUGAAGAAGUACUAGGUCUUUACCCGAGCCCUCUGAACUACAUGGGCUUCCCCAAGUCUGUCUGCGUCUCUGCCAACGAGGUGAUUUGCCACGGCAUUCCGGACAGCCGUCCACUGCAGGAGGGUGACAUAGUUAACCUCGAUGUAAGCGUCUGUCACGAGGGGUUCCACGCCGACCUCAAUGAGACGUACUUCAUCGGGCAAUGCGACGAGGAGUGCGACACUCGAACCUGUGAUGCUGCUCAGCAUCCGCAAUCAGUGUCCCAUCACCUGGUUCGCAGCACCUACGAUGCCCUGAAGGCAUCGGUGGCGUUGAUUCGACCCGGCACGUUGUAUCGACAGCUGGGUGGCGUCAUAGAAGCCGAGGCUGUGAAGAGAGGCUGUUCUGUCGUGACUGCCUUCUGUGGUCACGGAGUCGGUCGUCUGUUCCAUGGGCCUCCGGAUAUACCGCACUUCAAGAAGAACAAGACGGUCGGACUGAUGAAGCCCGGGCAUAUCUUCACCGUUGAGCCGAUGCUGAACUUGGGCAAGAGCCGUGAGAGGCUCUGGCCCGACGGAUGGACUGCCGCCACCCGCGACGGCCGCCGCUCAGCCCAGUUUGAGCACACCUUCCUCGUGACGGAGGAUGGUGUCGAGGUGUUGACGGCGCGCGUCGGCACCGACAGGAGCUCGAUGCCGGAUUAUGACCCGGCGGCAUUUCAGCGCUAG
Molecule: messenger RNA, 2583 nt
Organism: Symbiodinium sp. CCMP2592
Lineage: Eukaryota; Dinophyceae; Suessiales; Symbiodiniaceae
Source: the annotation of a GenBank genome assembly